This is a messenger RNA of Maniola jurtina (meadow brown), 786 nucleotides long. RefSeq names its product yrdC domain-containing protein, mitochondrial (gene Tcs1). Gene Ontology annotation, biological process: regulation of translational fidelity. The coding region runs from base 5 to 742 and encodes 245 amino acids. Gene Ontology annotation, cellular component: cytoplasm. The transcript has a single exon. Lineage: Eukaryota; Metazoa; Arthropoda; Insecta; Lepidoptera; Nymphalidae. The record is from RefSeq and is a predicted model, not a curated record. Gene Ontology annotation, molecular function: double-stranded RNA binding; tRNA binding; nucleotidyltransferase activity.
GACUAUGAACAUUAUACGAAAGUUAAACUUUUACAAUAGUUAUCUAGUGAGAAAGAAAAGUGUAUCCCCAAAGAUGAAGAUUGACAAAAUGGCUACUAUAAUCCCUUGUGGCCAUGAAAAGUCUUAUGUGAAAGCUGCAGACUUAUUAUCAAAAGGUUAUGUUAUAGCUGUGCCUACUGAUACAAUAUAUGGCUUAGCUUGUAGUGCAAACUGUCCAGAGGCAAUAAAAAAGUUGUACACCAUCAAAGGAAGGGAUUCAGCCAAGCCUGUAGCUAUAUGUGUUACAUACAUAACAGAUAUAAGAAAAUGGGGUGAAUCGUCACAUCUAAAUGAUGAAUUACUCUGCAGCUUGUUACCUGGGCCUGUCACAGUGGUGUUAGAGAAAACCAAAUAUCUCGAUAAUCCAUAUUUAAAUCCGCACACAACUAAAAUUGGUAUUCGUAUACCAAAUCAUAACUUUAUAAAUAAUGUGACAAAAAUGUUGGAUAAACCAUUGGCGUUAACUAGUGCCAAUUUCAGUAAUGAGUCUUCUACUCUAUGUGUGAAGGAGUUUGAGCACUUGUAUGGAUAUUUGGGUGCUGUUUUUGAUGGUGGUGUUCUGAGCCAAGGUCUGGAGCGAAACAGAACGGGAUCAACAGUUAUAGAUUUGUCUGUAGAAGGUUUAUAUAAAAUUAUAAGGAAGGGAAUUUCUUAUGAUAGAAUUAUUGAUGUAGUUGAAAGACAUGGUCUAACUAGUUUGUAAAUAUAUAAACUUUGUACAAAAUGUGUAUUAAAUAAUUUCAGUAA